Molecule: messenger RNA, 771 nt
Organism: Aphidius gifuensis
Lineage: Eukaryota; Metazoa; Arthropoda; Insecta; Hymenoptera; Braconidae
Product: transmembrane protein 208-like
Exons: 6
Coding region: 181-729 (182 amino acids)
Biological process (GO): vacuolar protein processing
Cellular component (GO): intracellular membrane-bounded organelle
Source: RefSeq, a predicted model, not a curated record
UCAUUUAUUGGACAACAUCAUAUCUUGUAAACAUCCACGUGUGUCAAAAAAAAGAGAAAAAUAAAAAGAGAAAUAAAAGAUCAAUGACAUGUUGGUGUAAAAUCAUUGGCUUCUAUCACUUUGUUAUUACAUUAUCAUCAAACAAUAAUUAAAUAUUAAUCAAUAAUAACAACAACAACAAUGGCUCCUCCAACAAAAAGUACCAAAGUUGGAACGAAAGGUUCCAAACAAAUUGUCGAGGAAAAUGUAUCAACAUUAAGUUUUUAUCGUAAUAUGGUAUUUGCUGCUGUUGGAAUUUAUUUAACUGUAAUGAUGGUGUUUUUUGAAUUUACAACGUUAACAAUUACAUUGACAAUCAUCACUGCCAUAGUAUACGUAGCAUGUUAUCAAUUUAUGGUUUAUAUGGCCAAGACUCAGUACUCUGAAACAGGUCAGCUUUCUAACUCUGGUGUUGAUCUCAACAUGGAGGGUGGAAUUGCUGAACACAUCAAAGACUUAAUUAUUUUAACGUCAGCAAGUCAAGUUUUAUCAUUAACAUCAAAUUAUUUUUGGCUCUUGUUACUCUUGGCACCAGUACAAGCACUUUGGAUGCUUUGGAGUAAAGCAAUUAAACCUUGGUUAUCCUCAGGAAGUGAGGAACAACAACCAGAAAUGACUGAAAAAAAACAUCGAAAACUCGAGCGUAAACUUGCUCGUCAUGUAUAUUUGCGGAAUAGACAAUUUGAUUGAUAAAAAAAAAAAAACUAUUUUCUCUCUUAAACUGCGUAAUUU